This is a messenger RNA of Drosophila kikkawai, 1448 nucleotides long. It is a transcript of the gene cm, whose product is annotated as AP-3 complex subunit carmine. NCBI's taxonomy places the organism in Eukaryota, Metazoa, Arthropoda, Insecta, Diptera, Drosophilidae. The record is from RefSeq and is a predicted model, not a curated record. Gene Ontology annotation, cellular component: cytoplasmic vesicle; clathrin adaptor complex. Gene Ontology annotation, biological process: endocytosis; intracellular protein transport.
CCACACUGUUGCCAAGAAAAAAAAGUAAACAAUUUUUUUUUUUAAGGCCGAAUUAUGAUACACAGUUUGUUUAUAGUGAACAGCGGCGGCGAGGUGUUUCUGGAGAAGCACUGGCGCUCGGUGGUCUCCCGCUCCGUCUGCGAGUAUUUCCUGGACGCCCAACGAGCAGCGCCAUAUGAUGUGCCCCCGGUGAUAGCCACGCCGCACUACUACCUCAUCACUGUCCAGCGGGAUGCAGUGUCUCUGGUGGCCGCCUGCAAGCAGGAGGUGCCCCCACUGUUUGUCAUCGAGUUCCUGCAUCGCGUGGUGGACACUUUUCAGGACUAUUUCGGCGACUGCAGCGAAACGGUGAUCAAGGACAACUAUGUGGUGGUCUACGAACUGCUGGACGAGAUGCUGGACAAUGGCUUUCCCCUGGCCACCGAGAGCAACAUCCUCAAGGAGCUAAUCAAGCUGCCGAAUAUACUGAGAACCAUUGCCAACACGGUGACGGGCAAGAGCAAUGUCAGCACCACUCUGCCCUCGGGUCAGUUGUCGGCGAUACCCUGGCGCAGGAGCGGCGUUAGGUACACCAACAAUGAGGCCUACUUUGAUGUGAUUGAGGAGGUGGAUGCCAUCAUAGACAAGUCGGGUUCCACGGUCUUUGCAGAGAUACAGGGACAUAUUGACUGCUGCAUCAAGCUAUCGGGCAUGCCGGAUCUCACCUUGUCCUUUAUGAAUCCCCGCCUGUUUGACGAUGUCUCCUUCCAUCCCUGCGUUAGGUUCAAGCGCUGGGAGGCGGAGCGUUUGCUCUCCUUCAUACCCCCCGAUGGCAACUUUCGCCUGAUGUCGUACCACAUCAGCUCCCAGUCGGUGGUGGCCAUACCCAUCUACAUUAGGCACAAUUUCUCUAUAAAAACUGGAGAACAGGGACGUCUGGAUUUGACAAUUGGCCCAAGAAACACUUUGGGUCGCACCGUGGACAAGGUGAAGCUGGAGCUGACCAUGCCGCGUUGCGUGCUCAACUGCCUGCUGACACCCAAUCAGGGCAAGUACACCUUUGACUCGGUGACCAAGACCCUGGCCUGGGAUGUGGGUCGCAUUGAUGUGUCCAAGCUGCCAAAUAUCAGGGGAUCGGUUUCCAUUACCCCGGGCACCACCAACAUCGAUGCAAAUCCCUCUGUUAAUGUCCAGUUCCAAAUCUCACAGCUGGCCGUCUCCGGGCUGAAGGUCAACCGCCUGGACAUGUACGGGGAGAAGUACAAGCCCUUCAAGGGCGUCAAAUACCUCACCAAGGCGGGCAAGUUUCAGGUGCGGAUGUAGGGGAGCUAGAGAGCGAGUUUCCGCCACCAUUCCAGCUUUAAUUAAGUGCUAAUGCCAAGUGUAUCCACUGUUUUAUGUCAUCCAAUGCCCCAAUGUCUCAUUUAUCUGCGUAUCUCCCAAUGCUAACCAUUAAAUAUUAAACUCCA